Ilyonectria robusta is the source of this 1530-nucleotide messenger RNA. RefSeq names its product zinc carboxypeptidase. The record is from RefSeq and is a predicted model, not a curated record. Gene Ontology annotation, biological process: proteolysis. Lineage: Eukaryota; Fungi; Ascomycota; Sordariomycetes; Hypocreales; Nectriaceae. Gene Ontology annotation, molecular function: metallocarboxypeptidase activity; zinc ion binding. Bases 1 to 1530 code for a protein of 509 amino acids. The transcript has 2 exons.
AUGCAUCUUGCUCAGUUUUGCGCCCUUUUUGGCAUAUUUGCCACAGCCCAGGCCUGUCUUUUGCAUGGAGAGAUCGAAGGCGAUCAUCCCCAGCUCAGACGCCGAACUAAUUCUACUGCGUCCACCAUCCACAUCCAUGCUGGGGAUCGUUUCAAUGGCGGAGCCGUCGCGCCCCGAGGUCUUGGCUCUCAACCCGCAGGUGCCAAGAUCGAAGGCUUGAUGAACGUUGCAGAAAUCCAAACUGCAGUUCAAGGCCUUGUCAACAAGUUCGGAAUCCAGAUGUUCACUGCCCCAGACGCAACAUCUCAGGGCGCUACCAUGUUUGGGGGCAAAGUCGGCAACGGUCUGGAUUGUGACGAUGCCUACCGAGUCUACUUGAUGGCAGGAAUACACGCUCGUGAGCGCGGUGGCCCAGACAAUCUCAUUUACUUCAUCUCCGACCUUCUCUGGGCUCAGAGUCUCGGCACAGGACUCACGUAUGGCAAUAUGGUAUACACACACGAUGAUGUGCUUACCGCUUUGUCGACGGGGAUUGUAUUCAUGCCCUUAGUCAACCCAGACGGCGUAGCCUAUGAUCAAGCUACGGAUUCCUGCUGGCGCAAAAAUCGCAACCCGGGCGGCGCCGUUGACCUCAAUCGAAACUUCGACUUCCUCUGGGACUUUGAGACAGAUUUUGCGCCUGGGCUUGGCAGCUCACUGGCAUCUUCAGAUCCCAACGAGCUGACGUACCACGGCACGAGUGCGUUUUCGGAACCAGAGACGCGCAACGUCAAGUGGGUGAUGGAUUCGUUCCCCAAGCUACGCUGGCACGUCGAUUUGCAUUCCUUCGCUGGUUUGGUGCUCUAUCCAUGGGGCGACGAUACCAACCAGGCAUUUGAUCCCAACCAAGCCUUCACCAAUCCAGAUUACAACGGCAAACGCGGUAAAGUUCCAGAUACCCCUGGGCUUGAAUACAAGGAAUACAUCACCUUCCCAGACUGGGACGCAACCAUGAUCGCGGCAAACAAGGUCGCCAUUGGCAUGGAAGGCGCUGCAAACAGACCCUACGAUGCGCGCCAAUCUUCGUUCCUUUAUCCAACCUCUGGCGCGUCUACAGAUUACGCAUUCGGUCGAAGCAUGGUCAACAGCGACUUGAACAAGCUGUACAGCUUUACUAUCGAGUUUGGCUUCGCUGGACCGGACAGCAAUUGCCCCUUCUAUCCAGACAAUGACCAGUUCCACAGCAGCAUACUGGAGGCUGGAGCAGGAUUCAUGGAAUUCCUACUCACCGCUGCACGACAAGGCCUCGGAAGCCCUAGAGAGUGUCCAUCAGGAGGCGCAAGUUGCGCGGCAACCUACUGCUUCUGCCAGGCGGGCUACAAGGCUACUGGCGUAGCAGACUCCGAUACAAGCAAGCAGUACCAUGUCACUUGGACAAAUGGCAACGGUGACCAAACCCAUCGCGUUUUGGUCAAUCCAGGACAGGACUGUUGGGAUGUGUGUGGAGACAACCGCUGCGGUGAAGUUCCGUUGAAAGAUAGCUGUCGAUAA